Molecule: messenger RNA, 1965 nt
Organism: Marmota flaviventris (yellow-bellied marmot)
Lineage: Eukaryota; Metazoa; Chordata; Mammalia; Rodentia; Sciuridae
Gene: Fbxo6
Product: F-box protein 6
Biological process (GO): glycoprotein catabolic process; SCF-dependent proteasomal ubiquitin-dependent protein catabolic process; ERAD pathway
Cellular component (GO): cytoplasm; endoplasmic reticulum quality control compartment; SCF ubiquitin ligase complex
Molecular function (GO): protein binding; ubiquitin protein ligase activity
Source: RefSeq, a predicted model, not a curated record
CGCCGCGCGCUCCAGGGCGCCCCCGCCUGGCGCUCGUUUGGUGCUUUUAGAAGUUGGGGGUGUUUUGAAGUUGACGUUGCGCAGUUUCAAGCCCCGGGUGGGAAGAGCUGGCCACCGUGCCGGCCUGGUGGCGAUUUUCCGCCAGGGCUUUUCGCACAAGGCACCGGCACCUUGUCUGCUGUAGUUUGUUCCCCGCCCACUGAAAUGCUGCUCCCCCGGGAGCCAGGGUGCGCAUCCCUCUGCAAUCUGGGAUGGGAGUUUCACAAGACCUGGCAGCUCUUUUGGUCACGUCUGUGCCAAAUCAGAAGAGGCUAGCGAGUUUCUCUUCUGAUCCGUGGUCGGAGAACUCUGUCCCCAGAUGUCAGCAGACCAGGCUCAUCAGAGUGACAGUGCAGAGCCUGCCCCCACCCACCGGAGCCCCCAGGCUACAGAUUUCCCAGUGGCCUGGCCAGACACACCAAGGCAGCCCAGCCACCGCUGCAGGGUCGCUCCGGGUGUGUUUCCUCAUCUGAAUUCCAGGCCAAAGGGAGCGGUUUGGGAAAGGGAAGCUGUUUGCAGCAGCAGCCCCUCCCCAAGGAACAUUAGUCAGCGGCUGGAAGCUGGAUUUCUAUAUUCUGAAUUCACAGUAGUGCAGGACCAUCACCAAACCCUCUUAGAACCUCAUACAACAGGUGGCCCCAGCAAACUCUUAGGACAGGUCAACCAGGCACCUGGCUUCAGAAUUGAGCAAUUAUUUUUUAGUUGGGGUUUGAAAAUAAUCUUUUUUUUUUUUUUUUUUUUUUUUGAGCUACAAGUCACUACCUUGCCCAGGCUGAUCUUGAACUCCUGGGGUUGUUGUCCUCCUGCCUCAGCCUUUGAAGCCAAGUAGCUGGGGCCAUCCGGACCCUUGUGUGCACACUACCCUCCACCGCCAUGGCCCUGGUCAGCAUCAACGAGCUGCCCGAGAACAUCCUGCUGGAGCUGUUCAUGCACGUGCCUGCCCGCCAGCUGCUGCUGCACUGCCGGCCCGUCUGCAGCCUCUGGCGAGACCUCAUCGACCUCGUGACCCUCUGGAAGCGCAAAUGCCUGCGCGAGGGCUUUGUCACAGAGGACUGGGACCAGCCCGUGGCCGACUGGAAGAUCUUCUACUUUCUGUGCAGUCUCCGCAGGAACCUCCUACGCAACCCGUGUGCUGAAGAGGAUAUGGGGUCUUGGCGAAUCGACUCCAAUGGGGGGGACCACUGGAAGGUGGAGAGCCUGCCUGGAGAGCAUGGCACAGAUUUUCCUGACCCCCAAGUCAAGAAGUACUUUGUCACCUCCUACGGCAUGUGCCUCAAGUCCCAGCUGGUGGACCUCAAGGCCGAGGGCUACUGGGAGGAGCUGCUGGACACAUUCCGGCCUGAGAUCGUGGUGAAGGACUGGUUCGCUGCCAGGGCCGACUGUGGCUGCUCCUACCACAUCCGGGUGCAGCUGGCCUCCGCCGACUACAUCGUCUUGGCCUCCUUCGAGCCCCCACCCGUGACUGUCCAUCAGUGGAACGACGCGACGUGGACAGAGGUCUCCCACACCUUCUCUGACUACCCUCCAGGCGUCCGCCACAUCCUGUUCCAGCACGGGGGCAAGGACACCCAGUUCUGGGCAGGCUGGUAUGGGCCCCGUGUCACCAACAGCAGCAUCAUCAUCAGCCCCAAGACCAGCAGGAGCCUGGCUCCCUCCGGGGCUCUGCCUGAGACACUGCAGGGACAGGGGGAGGCUUCCUAGUGGCCCUUCCCAUUUCAUCUCCAUGGGCCAGAGGACAGCCUGUGGUCAUCUGCAGCCAUCCGUCCAUCUUCUGUCCAGGACAAAGGGAGGGUCCCUCCAGGCAAGAGCUGAGCCUGUAGUGCGCAGUGAGGUCCCUGCCCCGGAGCUCCAGCCCCAGUUCCAGCCUUGGGCAGACGGUCACACAGUGCUAAUGUUUUGUCAAAAUAAAUGUUUCCAGUAAAACCA